Molecule: messenger RNA, 2328 nt
Organism: Metopolophium dirhodum (rose-grain aphid)
Lineage: Eukaryota; Metazoa; Arthropoda; Insecta; Hemiptera; Aphididae
Exons: 1
Coding region: 1-744 (247 amino acids)
Source: RefSeq, a predicted model, not a curated record
AUGCAUAAAUUUAAUAUUUUAUAUAUAUAUUCUAGCUCUCAAAUCCGUAUUUUCAUAGUGGAUUUCGAAUUCACUAUGAUCAAUAGCACCGAAAUAUUAUUGGUAUCCGGCGCCAUCUCCAACAGUUUAGAAAAAUAUAAACCGAUGAAACUGGAGGGGAAUCCUCUUGUACUUACACAAGACGAUAAGUUAAGGAGGUUCCGGCGCCGUGACUUGGGAAAAGUUGUGCAAACAAUCAAAAGGGUAUUCCGGAGUAAACCAAACUUGACCACACCAUUGUUGGACCAAUUAUACAAAAGUAUAAACCAUCAGGGGGAGUCGACUUUGUCAACGGUAUACCUACAGAAAUAUUUGCACAUCGAUAGCAGGGAGCCAAUAAUAGUUUUUUGGAACGGAACGACAGAUCUAACAAUUGUAAAAAGAUUAAGGUUAAGGGGUAUAUUAGCGUUUUUAAAUAUAACGGCGUACAGUGAUAGGAAUAAUAAUGAAUUUAAUUUAAAACUAACUAACAUAGAAACAAGAGAAACCUUAUAUUCAGGGUACAUAGGAAAACUUAAUAAAAACGGCAGGAUGUUAAACUUAUUAGAAGCACAUGGAUUGGUGUGCAAUACGAAUCAUCAUAUCACGCAUUGUCACGAUCCAAUUGCGGAUGUAAUUUUAACCAAAUGCGUUUUUGACUAUGUAGUCACGAAAAUAAGGCCGAUAUAUUUGUAUAGACUAGGUAGAAAAUAUAGGAAAAAAUAAAAAUAUAUAUAGAGAUUUUAGGAUAAUUUCACGGUGAAGGUAAUUACGUAGACUUAACACAGUUAUAUUUUUUUUAGAUUUAUCGAAGAAUUAAAAAAAAUAUUAAGCACCGAAGUACAUAUUUAUAAACUUAAGGAAAAUAAGAUGGAAUCGGUAUGCUUUAACUGGCACAUAUUAAAAGCAAACAAAAGAUUAAAUGAACGUUAUGAUUUCAAAAAAUUAAAUAAGAUAACCAGAAAUAUUGAACUCUUUAUGAAUGACCAUUGUAACAGAGAAUGUAAGGAAUUACUUAAAUUAAUAGAGAAAACAAGAGAUCCAAGCUAUAUACUCGAAUAUCCUAAGUAAAUGAAAUUAUGUUGACAUAUAUGUGUAACAGUUUAUUAUAUUAUUCACAUAACUUAUCAAUUGGUGGAAGAUUUAUUAUAACUAACAAAUAUUGUAUUCAAAAGGGGAAAUAUAAACUUAUAUUAUAUAACAUUUUAACACUUCUAAUAUUAUAAUUUCAGGUAAUCAAAAUUUAUAUUAUUAUGUAUUCAAAUUUUAUCUUAUUGUAAAAAAAAAAAGAACCCAAUGUAAUAAAAUAAUAUUGUAAAUUACAUUAUAAAUGUAAAAUGUCAUAAAAUAUGUAUAACAAAUUGUAACCUAUUAUAACAAAAAUUGUAAAUGUAAAACAUAUAUAUCUAUCAAUUAUUGUAACUUGUUAUAACAAGAUUGUAAUGAAAUGUAAAAAUUAUAACAAAUUGUAAAAUCAACUACUGUUGACUAUUGAACUUAAUGGUAUUGUUAAAGAUUCUUAACCUUACAGGCGAAUAAUCUUUUUUUUGGCAGGGAGGUGUAAAGGAAUAGCUUUACGUACUCAAUUCAUGUAUUAGUAUAUAAGUAUUAUUAUACUCGGAGAGGCAGUUCUCCUUGAGUUGUUAUGGUCUCCUAGACGUAACCUCAUAGUUAUAAACUAUAUCCUAUUUUGGCAAACUAAUCAAGGGGAGCGGCCAACAACAAGUCACGAGCGGCGGUUGCGAGAAUAACAACUUAUUGAACCAGCUACAUACACCGCCCCGUCCAUGCGCAGGAUCCAUAAAAGGAACCGACAUCAUAUAUAGGAGGGCUGGGAACACAGUAAAGACAGAUGUACCUGGACCAGCAACGCAGAAGCGACUUCACGCCACUAGCCAUAUACAGGACGACGACUACUACUACUACAAUUACCACGACGAUACUAUACAUUUUAUAUUUGUUCUAAUAAAACAUUGUAUUAUAAAUCUAAUUUGGCUACCAUUAUUUCCAAAUCAUCUACAUAGUGAAACCCUGAAGGGGCAGCACAUAACAGGCGCCAUCAUGGACCGAUACCAGCCGGGUAUCAUCACAAAACUAGAGGGGCGUGCAUUAUUUUUACAAGAAAAUCGAGCCAUAACGGACAAAGAGUGGAAACAUUUAGUGAAACAUUUUCAAUCUAUAUUUAGGGACAGACUUAAUUUACUAUACCCAAUACUUGCACAACUUUACGAUUCUGAUCAUACUCGUUCACCAAACCUUUCGCAGCCCCAAAUCAAGCAGCAGCUAGACAAAUAUGACGCAAUAUAAACC